Molecule: messenger RNA, 2191 nt
Organism: Macadamia integrifolia
Lineage: Eukaryota; Viridiplantae; Streptophyta; Magnoliopsida; Proteales; Proteaceae
Exons: 5
Coding region: 1330-1797 (155 amino acids)
Source: RefSeq, a predicted model, not a curated record
CAUAUUUUCCUUCUCUCUUCCCUGCACUUUUUUCUCUUUUUCUUUCUAAAUGCGUUUUUUCAUGAGGAACCGAUUAAAUAUGAAUAAGGAAAAGCAACUUUAAUGGCGAUGAAGUUUCUCUCUCUUUGUCUCUUUCGCUUCUUUUUUCCGGUAGAUCUCCGACUACUAGAAACUCUCUCUCUCUCUGUAAAUUUUUUUUGUUGAGUUUCUCUGUAAGUUGCAGAAAUUCUCUCCUGAUUCACCUAUUUGAUUCAUUGUUUUUUCAAUAGAGUAAGAAGAAACAAAAUCUUUCAAUUCUCGAUUUCUUAUGCGAAGAUCAGAGUUCUCCGAUUCUUGAUCUUCUUUGUUGCAGCUUCUUCAGAUCGAAUUCGCUUAAGUCAUCAAAAGCCACAUUAAGAGAUUGCAGAGCAUUGCUAUUUGCUACACACAGCGCUCUUUUCUACCUUUUAUUUUUAUUCUUAUGUAAAAAUUAACAAAAGACUCCCUCAUAUUUUGUGUAUUUCCAGAAAAUCCGCACUUUUUGGUAUAUGGGACUCCUCACACACGUUUUGUUAUGGACCCCACCGAAAUUAGACGGAUAACUCAUUCUCAUCUGCCAUCUGCUGCAGUGUGCAUGGUUUUAGGGCACGGUAUCGGGCAUCCCCAAAACCGAUACUCUUUUAGAAUGGAUCGGUAUCGGAUUGCCCAUAUUGUAUAGAAAUGCUCUUGAUUUAAAAAAAAUAAAAAAUAAAAUAAAUUGACCUUUUUACUCCUGCUUUGUGCCAUCUGGUUCAACCGAUACAGUAUCGGCCAGAUAUUGAGAUCGAAAACUUGUCAGACUGAUACGGAUCUCCCGAUACGAUACCGAUACUUAGAACAUUGCCACUUUGGUGAAGGGUGUUAAUGUGAAUAAGCAGAUACUCAAGGUCAUUGUAGUGAUUAAAAUUAAUUUAGGGGAUGAAGAAAGGAAAUUUAAAAGGUAGUCGCUUGAAAGAUUGAAUGAGCUGUCAAAUUGUGUAGUCCACUGGUUUUAACGCUUUUAUUUUUAUUUUUUUUACCAAAAAAACAGAAAAAAGGGUUUUAACGGCGUCAGUUAGUUCUUUCUGUUUCAAUGACUUCAAAGGUCCUGCAACAUUCCAAACCUUACUUGACCCUUCCCUGUAUAUGGUGUUUCUCACUUUCUCUCUGAAAUUAGAAAAACUAAGAGAGGAAAGGAAAUGGGGGAGAGCUGUGUUUGGUUUCUGAAUAAGAAGCGAUUUAAACGUUCUGUCCAUUAACGCAGGAACGAGGAACUUACCCUCUAACAGAGAAAGGGACAGUGGGAGAGAAAGAGUGGUUCUGUUGGCUGUGAUGAGUGAAGUUUUGAUGCAGGGUCAAUCUGCAACAAUGGAUAAAACUGCUAAUGUGGUGUUGGAUAUUGAGAGCUUAGUACAAUCAACAGAUAAAAGCUCAGGAAGCCCCAAAUUGACUAGAGCACUUUCACGGAAAGGCUCUUGUCGGAUGGAGAGACGGUGUGGUAUGGAGGUGGAAGAAAUAGAUGAAUCAUCAAAAAAGAUUCUUUUGAAAGUGAAUUCACCGCUGGAGCCACUGAAGCAGCCAUUGAUCACAAACAAAGGUAGCACAACAGCCACAGCUACCCUUAAUGGCCCUAAUCUCAUAGAGUCCAGUGAUGGACGGAGUAAGAGAUUCAAUCGCCUCACAUCAGUUAAUCCAAGGAAUAUCCUUCUCUUCUUUGCAACAAUGUCUAGCAUGGGCACAAUGAUUCUCAUCUACUUCACGCUGGCCAUUAACAGAAAGGUUGGGUUUCAGAGAGGGUAGAACAUCAACAAUUCAUUACAAGAGAAGUUGAUGGGAUCAAAGGGACUUCCUCACUCUUAUCUUCUCAUUCGUAUCUCUUUACCUGGGGGAGGCCACAGUUCCAAACAAGAGUGGAAACUUGCUGAUGAACUCGAGGGUUCGUCAAAUCCCCGCUGUUAGAAGUGUUGAAUGGUUUCAUUGCGAUCAAUUAGCAGAAAAGUGCAAUGAAGUUACAGUCCCACAUGUUUGUUCUGUUUAACACACAUUGUGAGAUAAUUCCCUAUGGAGAACCGUCCUUUUUCAUUUGGGGAUGGUGGGGCAUUUGUAAUGCAGGGGCUAGAGCCUAGGGGACAUCUUUUAUAUCGUAAAGACUUAUCUGUUUCAAUCAUGCAUAAUGAAAUUCCUUUUUCUCCCA